This is a messenger RNA of Lymnaea stagnalis (great pond snail), 10178 nucleotides long. Lineage: Eukaryota; Metazoa; Mollusca; Gastropoda; Lymnaeidae. The record is from the annotation of a GenBank genome assembly.
UUAUGGCCUUGAAACCAAGAGUUUGUCUUGAGUGCUAGCUGAGUGGCAACAAAACUAUGGCUGACCACUCAUCUAGGUCAUGUCCUUAUGACCAUGCUAACAUUUUUUCCAAGAUCACAUUUUGGUACGUGUAAUGUAUUAAGGUUUCAGAAUGACUGUUUUUAUUUAAUUUGUAAAUAAACUUAAUUUUUAAAUUGAUUUCUCAUCAUUUUGUUUAAAGUUCUGAAAUGAUUUAAGUAAAUAUAUAGGCCUAUAUUUUUAUGGACAACUUUAAAAGCUAACAUGUGCAUUUUAUAUAUUUAAUAAUAUAGGCUUCUAAUAAAUUUCUGUUAAAAAAUUAAUUUUAAAAUUUUAAAUUAAAAUGUCUUUCAACAUUGCAAGUAAAAUAAGAAAAUUAAUGAUUUUAAUAAAAGGUCAUGAAAAUAAUAUACUUUCAGGUGGAUGAAUGCCUUGUUUAAACUUGGCUUUAAAAAUCGGUUGUCUUCAAUGAAUAUUUGUGAUGUUUCUAAAGAGGACGAAUCCAAUCGUUUGGAACUUAGACUUGAAAGGUACACACUGCUAUGCAAUAGCUCUUUAUAUACUCUCUUUAUUGCAUACCUUUUUGUAAAAUAUACGUAAAUGUUGUAUUGCUAGUAACUUUGAAUCAUGUAAUGAUUGCCAUUAAUCUCUAUUUCCGUUUAACUGCUCUACUAAAUAACAUGCAUAUUCUCUAAGGGGCCUGAGCUUUUGCUCUUUGAGGUCCUGCCUAAUACAUUGGAAACCAGCUCCAUCUGUUUGGCUAUACCUGUUAUAGCCUGUGUGUUGACCUAAUAUUUGUUCACCCUGCAUCGUGUAGAGCUGUAGCGUACAUCCCUUAGCUCCCAUAUUGUCACCGAGUGACAAUGAGGUGUCACAGUGUGACAAUGAGGUCACCAAGUAACUGGUGCAAUGGUCUGCCACUCCUUUCCCCACUUCCCUUGUUUGGGAAAGUUUGUUCGGACAAUUUCCAGAAGGUUCUACAUAGAGGUAGAACCUAUUUUCUGAAGAUUGAAUUUCUAGACUUCCUAUUCUAGAAAAUUCACUGACUAUAAAAUACCAGAGACCUACGAGACCUUACAAGACUUAAACAUUUUUCCCAGUGUGUGUGUGCAUUAAUAUUUGUAUCUUUCCAUUAUAACAUGUAUUCACAUGUUUUAAGUUAAUAAGAGUUCUAUUUCUAUAUAUUUGAUUUUUUACUUUGAUACCAAAAUUCUUAGUAAAAAUAAAUUGUAACUUCUAAUUAGCACUAGUUGAGGUAUUGUUCUUUCUUUAUUAUAUUUAAUCAAUAGUAACGUCGUUUUGUUAUGAACUGUUUGUUAAUCAGCCAUUUUAAAACAAACUUUAACUUUAUAAGCUAAUUGCGCUACAUAACACAACCAUACAACAUUUUAUUGACAUAGAACUUGCCUACAGCUCUGGCGUCUAUAAGAUCAAGGUGGGUGUUAACAGGUGUACAACCGUUUUUUGGUCCAUUGUAGAAUGCCAACAGUUCAUGUCUCUGUUGUCUAGUCCAGGGGUUGGCAAACUAUCUAGUCAAAAGUGCCAAAAAUCAGCAGCAGGACCAUUAAAAAAAUGUUGAGAGCCAAAUUUCUUUUCAAGAACUGUGUUUUUCAGAGUCAAAACCGAUUUGUGGCGGACUGGCCAAGCCGCACUCAGGUCGCUAAAGAGCCCCAUGUGGCUCGCGAGUCGCUCUUUACCGACCACUGGUCUAGUCAGUUGAAGUACGAGUUAGUUAGGCAGUUCCAUUUGCAUCAGUGCUACCGAGCUCUGGUGCUGGCGUUUCAGCUUUCUUAAUGGAUCGGAUUUGCUGGUGCUGGGCAUGUUAGCGUGCACACCUCUGGUCUUGUGUUGUCUGCCCACUGACUGUACCACUUUGUCCAACCAAUUUUUGAUACAGGUAAAGGUGACUGCUUUUGUUGAUUGCGGCUGGGCAGCCCCUGUGUUUGUCAGUGUUUCUGCUUUUUCAUUGCUCCUUAUGUUCACUUGACUUCUGAACCAUUGCAAAAAAAAAAAUUAUUUCUUUCUAUGUUGCCUACUCUACUAGAAAUGUCCAAGAGAUUUACUAUUUUUCUUAAGUAUGUCAACUAUAUUUUUAUAAAAAUUUGGUGAUUUUCUUUUAAAUGUCAUUGCCACAUCAAACAAUGGAAAUACACGAUCAUGUUUUAAUUUAUAAUAAUACAUAUAUUAUACAUUAUCUGAACAAAGGCUUAUGACGGAUGUAGUGACUUUGUUAAAUGUUCUCAGGUACUGGAAAAAAGAAUUGCAAAAGUAUUCUGAAGGGGGAAAAGCAAGUCUGUUUAGAGCUGUGCUUUUAGCAUUUAAGUGGCAAUGGAUUUUACCUGGCAUUUUGGUCUUUAUUUCUGUAAGUCACUUCAGUACUGUAAACAUUUUUAAAUGGUUUGCUUAUAGAUAAAAUUUCUUUACUUAAAACUUAAAUAUGGUUUAUAAUAAUAGUUGUUUUAAAAUGUGAAUAGUUUUUUAUUUGUGCGUCAUUGUAUUGAAAUUAUUUAACCUCUUCCUAAAAGAUAAAUACUCCCCCCCUUUUUUUUUUAAAGGAAGCUAUAAAACUGGUGCAACCUUUUCUCAUUGGCUUGUUGGUAGCUUAUUUUAACAGUGAGGAAGGUUCAGUCACUGAGUCUUCAGCCUAUGGUGUUGGUGCAUGUCUUGGUCUAAGUGCUUUCAUUCAAGUCUGUGUGAAUCCAACCUAUUUUUUUAUAAUGCAACAUGUGGCACUCAGGAUGAAGGUUGCAGUUGGGGCUCUAAUUUACAGAAAGGUACGUUAAAUUAUUACUUACAGCAUUAAUGCAUCAGAUUCAUUAAUUGAUCAUGGUACUUUUUGUCACUGAAGAAAAUGAUUUUAUUUGAAGUUAAUUUUUACACUAGUAUACGUGUAAGGGAAAAAUUUAUAUUUCUUUUCAACAGAAUGUGUCAUCUGUGCUAUAUUAUUGAUAUUUUUAUUUCCAGGUUCUGUCACUGAGCACUGAAGCAUUCCAAUAUACUUCUUCAGGACAAAUAGUGAAUCAUUUGUCUACAGAUAUAGAAAAGUUUAAUUCAGUAUGUUAAAAAAUGUCUAUACCGUACUUAUGUUUAGAUUGUUGUGAUUAUAAGAUAUUUUGUGCUUAUGCACAUUUUAAAUGGAAAAUGGAGCAGUUGAGGCGACAACACUAGACACAUUUGCACUUAUUUCCUCAAGCCUUGCAACCCCCAGUGCAUGAUUCCCUCACAAAGUAGCACUUGCAAUCAGUGAAAUAUCCUCAUCAACACCAGGCACAGAAACAUUGCAAAUCUCCUCUAUAUGCAUAGGAGCAAAAAUGAUAAUAAAUUGAUUGUGGGCCCUUAACAUAUAGAAGAAGAAGAAAAUGAAUUAGUGUUUAAAACUCAAGUGUUCAUAUAAUUUAUUUUUAAUAAUGUAAGCUUUUGAAAAUUUCUCCCUCAGGCAAUUGAUCUUUUACACUACUUUUGGAUUUCCCCACUUUCCAUCAUCAUUGUCAUGUAUCUUAUGUAUCGACAAAUUGGUGUGGCUUGCUUCUGGGGAUUGGCCGUUGUUGCAGUGAUUGUUCCUAUUCAAGCUGGACUUUCAUCAGUUUUUGGAAAACUCAGGUGGGUUAGGUUAUAAGGAAACUUCUUCCAAUACCUUAAUAAAGAGAUUAAAUGUAAAUAUAUGUCAACAUUUUUAUAUAACUUUUCAAAAUUUGUCAAUUCAUUUGUAAUGGUUAACAUUUUUUUUAUACCUGCUGGUAGCCACUAAUUAUUAAAAUGUGACCUUAAGGCCUAAUUGCUCUGAAGUUAGCUUUAUAUUGUUAAAUUUAAAAAAGAAAAUUGAGUGAUAUUUUUUCAGUGUUUUGAAAAUUUGCUAUUUUACAUCAUUUUAAUUACCUACUAUCCUCAUUGUGAUAUUGUUUGUUCUAACUAAAAUUUUUAAAAAGUGUUUGCCUACUAUAUCUUGCUCCAGACAGAAAAUUGGAGCUUGUUCAGAUAGGCGAAUCCAGCUUAUGUCAGAGAUUAUAAUAGCAAUGAGGGUUAUCAAAAUGCAUUGCUGGGAGCAACCCUUCCAACAUCUUGUAUCUAAGCUGAGGAGGUAGGUGCCAUAUUUCAAAUGUGUUAAAUUUGGUAUCGGAAGUAUUUUGAAUGAGAAAUAUGGAUUUUACAGUGUUGAUAUUGAGCUUAUUAGCUACAAAUGUUUGCAUUUAGAAAUGUGUAAUAGUUAGCAAUCGGUGCUUGGUAAAAUGUGGGAAAUAAUUUUAAAGAAGCAGGCUGACGUGUUUUAAAGUAACUCUGUCGAGUUUUAUUGAGAUAUUGUUUUGUUUUUCAGAAAUGAAACGUUUUAUGUUAGGGUCCUAGAUAUAUGUUACAUUAAGAGAAUCAUUAAGGGUGAAAAAUUAGCCUACAUUUCUUUGUCUUCUCUUUUUGUGGCAUUUGGUUGAAGAAGACCUAGUAAAAUGGGUUUCCUUAUUCAAUAAAAACCCCCCUAAAAAUGUUAGUUUUAGAUUCUAAAUAAGACAAAUUUCUAAUACACUAACAUGUAUCCUACAUGUGCUACUGUGCCCCUGAAUAAAAGUAUUUUCCAAAAUCAGUCGUUCAUAAUUGCAAAAAACGUGUUUGUCAAAUUUCAUUUACAUUAUUAAUUGCAAAGGAUGUGUUUACUACUUACACUCUAUUAAUCAUGUAGAACUUAAUUUGUAUUUUGAAAUAAGUCUUUGGCAUGUUUUUUCUUUUUAAAUUUCAAAAGACUUGAUUAUGUUGCAAGGACACUUAUUUUGUUUUGAAGCAUGUUCCCAGUUUGUAUUGAUCUUUCAAUGGCAUUGUGCAUCUUAACAUCAGAAUAUUUGUGCCUGUGUCCUAGUUUGAUAAAUCAAGAAAUACCUAUCUGCACUGUGAGCCAUAUGUCCUAGUUUGAUAAAUCAAGAAAUACCUAUCUGCACUGUGAGUCAUAUGUCCUAGUUUGAUAAAUCAAGAAAUACCUAUCUGCACUGUGAGUCAUAAUGACAGGGCCACUUCACUGCUGUUGUGUUAACAUCUUUAAAAUGAAUCUUAUUUUAUUUAGCUUUGUGCCUUUUAAAAUUAGUUUAUUGUGAUCUGUCACGACACUGUCUCGCAUUUGAUUUUUUUUUUUAUGACUAGUGGCUCUAAAUUUAAUUAAUGAUCAGGUGUGGAUGAUAUAGUAGAGAUGCUUAACAAAUUUUGUGUGGCAAACUGGAAAAAAUUUUUUGAGAACUUUUUAAACAUAUUUGUCUUGAAAUCGAGUAGAAAUAUUUGCUGAAAAAUUUUUAAAGAAAAGAAAAACUCAUAAGAUUUACAAACUACUCACAUUUUUUUUCUCGUUUUGUUAAAAAACAGUGAAGAGAUUUUCUUCAAACGCAUAGGUACUGUAAUAGUUAGCUUCAACUCAUCUACGGAGCAAGUCUCAGCUAAAUUAGUCCUUUUGUCCAUUCUGGCCUCAGUUUGGCUCCAGGGUGUUGCAGUUCCAUCUUCAGCGAUUUACUCAGUGUUUACCCUGUGUGAAACACUCAAAUAUUCAGCUUUCUAUUAUGCUUAUUAUACAGUUGAGAAUACUGUUCAGCUCUAUGAAUCUCUGUUUCGACUACAGGUUGGUCAGUGACAUUUAAAAAAACAACUUUUGUUUCAAAAUCUUCCUUUCCUGUGUGAAUUUUGCCUCCUCAACACUCUAACCUAUUAAAAAGUUUUACAUCUGUUAUUUUUCUGCUUCAAAUAUUAUUCCUUGAAAGAAAUUGAGAGAUCCCCAAAGCUAAAAAGCAUCUGUUUAAAAAUGGUAAUUUAUAUCAUUCAGUUGUAUUUUAAAUAUCCUUCAAAAUUUAAAACAAAUAUAUAACAGAGAAAAGAACAGAAAUGAUAUAACAAAAAUUAUAACCUGCAAAUCUCAACAUUUAUUCAAAUGAGCUAUUCCGAUUUGCAUAAUUAAUUUUUUGUGUCACACUUAUAAUAAACAGGAUGUACUUGUAAAAUUUGGGUAAAAUUUUUAAUGGAUGAAGCCCGAAUAAGUCCUGACACUUGUGUUUUGGGAAGCAAGGCCCAUAGAGGCCCUUCAGACAUUUCUGGCACAUGGUUCUACUCCUUUUUCCGCCCCCUGGCUCUUGUGUCAUAGCCAUCUUGCCCAGGUCCAUUCAAAACAUGUGCUUUCAACCAAGUUAACAAAUUUCAAGAUUAACUUAAACCUAUCUCUGCCCAUGACUUGGGAGAAACCAUGGUCUUUUCUGUGAGCUUGAGUUAUUCCAAUAAGACUUGAUGGUGGGUUUAUGAAUCAAGCCCAUAUUCAAAAUCAUGGAAAUAAAUGAUUUUAUUUCACACUUUGUAACAGGAAGCCAUUUAUGACCUAGGGACCUUCUCUUGAGCUUUGUGUUACUGAGAAAGUUGUCUUCAUACUUAUUAGUCUCUCUCUCACAAACAUUGAAUGAUAUUAGAGUAAUAAAAAUAGCAUCAAGUACUCAAGUGGGGUGCUUAUGCCUUGAGGCAUAUUUAUAGCUCUUAGAUUUUCUAAAACGUCAUAGAGGUCAUCUCUAUCGAGUGCAGGACCCCUAAUCCUAAACCAAGUGUUCAUAACAUUAUCAUCAACAUCAUCAUUACCUUCUUGGUUGUUUUCAUCAGUGUCAUAUUCACUGUUAGGCAGGGAGAAAUCAGAAUCACUAAGGAUAUUUUGAUUGUGUCACUGUCAGACGUUUUAGAAUCUUAUAAUAUUACUUGAAACACACAAAUUCCUGAAUACCACAAGCUAGUAAAAAAUCAAUGGAGGCUGUCAUUAAAAUGCCAGGAUGGGCAAAAAAUGUAAGAAGCAAUCUGUUUAGCUGGUACAAAGACCAGCCAGCCAAUCUUGAGGCUUGAAUUAUCGGGCAGAUGGAUCGGCCAUUCAACCCUGGGGGGAAAGAUCAGCCGGACCAUUCAAGAGGGUUAAAUUAUUGAACAGAAAUAAAUUUACUUUGUAGCAUGUAGCAAUUUCUUGUUGUCUCUGAUCGAUAUAAUUGUUUAAUGAUAACUCUUUAUGGGACCCGUUAACCUUGGAUGAAAACUCAUCUAAGAAAAGUCAAACUCUGAAAUCAAACCCCAAAUUAAUGUCCUGUAGCGGGCAUCACAUUGACACAAUGAAAAUUAUGACAACUCCUGUGACGGGGAUCACAUAAAGAUUGAGACAUCAGAAACACUGCUGGUCAUCUGCUGCAUCCUGGUCUAUUUCCAGUCGCCUUGACUAAUUCUUGCCAUCGGAACAAGUAGCAAGGAGAAGGGAGUGCGGCUGACAAAUUGAGCAGCUCUUCCUCACUUUAAACAAAAUGCAGCUCAAGUUGUCGCAAGCAAAGGAUGAACACAAGAACAGUUUAGUAGAGUUUGGUUUUCGGUGUUAGUUGGUAGUUAAUCUUUAAUUCCAAAGUGUUUGCUACAAGUCACCAAAUGUUUUUUAGUACAGCUCAUCAAGCACUGAGGAUCAACUCUGUACCACAUUUAAAUAAAAUAUGAUUAAAUUGAUCUUUGUCACCAUACUAUGUUUUUCUAAGGCAGGAAAUGAUAUUUGGCCACCAGGGAGCUGUACUAAAGAGUUUUGCACGUGGUUUUCAAGACACGUCCCAGAGGCUGAUGGCCAUGGUCAUAAUAAUAGCCAUUUACUGGGCGGAUGGUCAGACGCCCCUGCCAGCAGUUGUCUUUACCAUCGUUGGCUGGCUUGAAUCCAUUCGUCUCACUGGAUUUUUCUUUGUGUAUUUCUUAGCUGAAAAUAUUAGCCAGCUGUCUAUGUCUCUGGAUCGGGUUAAGGUGUGUUUUAAUUAUAUAUAAAAAAAGGAGGAAAAAUAAUUAUUGCAAUAACUUGUUACGGUGCUCUACUUUAACUACAUUACAUGUUAAUCAGAAUGUUAAGGAGAAUUUAGAACAAAUGAAGUUCAUUAAAGAAAUUAAUGAAAGGCUAUCGACCAAAUAAAUCAUAAUUUUGAUAGGAACAAACAUAACCCUAGAGUUUUAUUUUGAAGGUUAAACAUUGCAUAAUGCAAGGCUCAAAGAAUUUUUGCAGAAAUAAUUUUAAACAAAUUACUAUUAAAGGGCAGUUAUUUAUAUAUGCUUGUUCCUUACGGCAUUGUUAUGAAGUUUUAUCAGUAAUGAGCUAUAAAUUGAUGUGAGAUUGCUGCAAUAAUUAUUAUUCCAUUGGACAUUAUCUGCUUUAUCAGAGUUUCACUUCUUUCCUUAGGCAAUAAUAAAUGGUUUCAAUUCGAAGCAAUUAUUUACUGCCUUUAGCAAUGCUCGAAAAGUUGCUUUCAGGGUGAAUGUUUUGGUUUAUUUUGUAAUUUCGUCUUAAUUUAACUGAUUUUUGCUGGUAUUUCUCCUGCUUGUGUGAAUAUCAAAAAUUUAAUUGUAAUGACAUCUACAUGUUCAUUACAUAGAAUCUUAAAGUAAGCAUUGGAUGAUGUUGCAUGAACUGAAAAAAUGUUAACUUACAAAUACUCUGUGCUCUUACCUUAUUGUGAGUAAUUUUUUAAUUAACUCUUUUCUUUAAAAAAAUAUACAUAGAUACAUAAAUUGUAUUAUUUUAAAAAAUUCACUUUUGAAUUUUUUUACAACUAAAUAAAUUUUAGCUGUUGAAAUUUUUUUGUAUAGCUUAUUGAUAGCACUCGAACAUAAGAAAUACAAAUUCAAUGUUUCAUAAGAAAUACAAAUUCAAUGUUUCAUGACAAAUAGUUGAGUUCUAAUUGAUGUAAUAUCAGUUUGACUCUUCUUUAAGAUAUUAAAAUCAAAAUUUACAAAAAUUUCAUAAAAUCAAAAUGUUAUUUUUUCAAUGGUAACAUUGCAUCCAAAACUGUGAUCAUAUCACAUAUAGUGGUAAAAUGCAACCAAAAUUAAUGCACCAAAGAAACAAGUGGUUUUCAACCUUUCUAAAAUUGAGGGAUCCUAAAGAAGUUUAAUUUCAUCAAUGCUGCACCCCUCUCACCAUUUCUUAUUCAAUAUGUAAAUAUUAAAUUAGAGGAGCACAGAGAAGAGGUGUUGUGAAUAACAUAUGGGCCCAUCUCUUUCAAUGAUAUGGUAUAGACCUUUGAGGUUCCUUUGGAAACUUUCUGAAGCCACCACUACUGUUCACUGCAACCCCACUCUUAGCGAUCUUACUCUCCUUGCUCCUUGGACGUGGUGCACUGUAUUUAUAGUGUCCAUUUGAACAUCUUUCGAAACAGUCUUUAGGUUUCCCGGUAAGGUUACUAUUUCUGAUUGAAAUGUUUUUGUGACCAACAGUUCUCCCGUUUGAGAACGGGUCAUGAUGAACCGUAUUACUUUCAUCCCCACUCCAGCAGGAACUUAGGUCCAGGCUCAGAUUAUGAUUGGUACUAAAUUAGUUGAGAAAUAUAGCAAAUGAUAGAUAUGAUAUAAGUCUUAUUUUUGUUUUGGUCUUCACCCUGGUUGAAAACCACUGGAAAAUAAAUUGACAACACCCCCCCCCCCCCCCCCCCCCCCCCCCCCCCCCCAUUCAUGGCUAUAUGGCUAAAAAUGGAAUGGGUAUACAAAAUAAUGUAAAGAUUAUUACUGUUGGUGGGGUUUGACAUAAGUGCUAUGAUAAUAUUAUGGUUAUGCUUAGGGGACUUAAUUUGACUUGAAUUUUAUGGGUGUGGCUGCAUGGUAAAUAGAGUGCAUUUUACUUGAGAUUUAUAGUAUGAUUUAACAUUUGAGCUAAUGAUUCAAGUGAUUGUGAAUUGUGUGAGAAUGAUCCAUGGCUCUUAAACAGCUUUUCAACCAUGAUACCCCUUAUCCUUUUCAACCAUGAUAUCCCUUAUUCUUUCCUCACUCCUCAUUGAUCCCUUUCCUGUAUCAUAGCACUUUCAUGAACAUGAAUGAGAAUUUAAAAAAAUAAUUUUUAACCAUUAACAUGACUGGUUUAAAUCAAGCAAUUGUAAACGCCUUUUGCUAUGUGAAUAAGAACUCUAAUGGAAGGUGAUUAACAGAAGAUCUUUACUCAUGAAGUCAUCAACACUUUGAAGCUUGUCUCACCACAAGUUGAAGCGAUAUUGAAAGAUGUAUAGCAUGUAGAUGUGAUUGUAACACUUGUAUUAUCUACAGAUCAGAGAUGGCAUUAAUACGUUGGUCUGGAUUUGUCAUAAGCGUUGAAUCUGGCAUAGAAAUUGUCUCAGCUCGUUUGUCCUUACUGGCAGUGGUCAUAGCACUAUGGUACAAUGGCAUUACCG